Poeciliopsis prolifica (blackstripe livebearer) is the source of this 917-nucleotide messenger RNA. RefSeq lists its product as uncharacterized. The record is from RefSeq and is a predicted model, not a curated record. Lineage: Eukaryota; Metazoa; Chordata; Actinopteri; Cyprinodontiformes; Poeciliidae. The transcript has 3 exons. The coding region runs from base 165 to 620 and encodes 151 amino acids.
GUCCAGAAGCCAUCGAAACCAGUUCUGACCCAGUCAACAGUUCCAGUCAACAGUCUAGAACCGCCCAUUUCAGCUCUUUUAAAUGUCUGUUCGCACCUGUUUUUUUUUUUUUUUUUGCUUUAUACCUGACUAAAAAACUUUUAUUUUCACAGAAGGAGCAGCAGAUGGGAAACGUAGAUUUCGAGGACCGAAGCCACCGCUUGAGAGAUCUGCCUUUGCUUUCCACUGACUUCAACAACUGGCUUCAGUUGUCGGACUGGGACCGUCUGGAUGGAGCGUUCAGGGACAUCCAGUCCUACUGGAGCGUGCUGGAGAGGAAAAGGAAGCAGCUGGAGAAGGAGCAGAACACGCAAAGGACGGCCGCCGGUCUGUUUCAGAGCAUCAAACACAUUCAGCUGGACUUACGGGACCUGAUGAACCAAGUCAGCAGUCAGAUGAGAGUCGUAAGAAGUUCCUGGGUCAGACCGAUACCUGCUGCAACGCUCCAGAACCGACAGAGGAGCUCCAGAACCGUGUGGGAAAGCAGAGUGGAGGGCUACAUCAUUCUGAGGGACCUAGACCUUUACCUCACCAAACUAGCAAGGGACUUUCUUCUGCUGGCCUCCAAGACACACUUGUGACACAAAAGACUGCUUAGACAGAAGACUUGGGACAAAAACUCAACCAUAAGCCCACAGCUAUGGGAUUAACAGCUGUAUAACAUUAAUCUGAGCAUCGGAUUACGUUUUUUUUUCAAUGAUGUACUUCUGAAUAUCCCAGGGCUUUUUGGGGGUAUUUCCCAAAGUUUCUAUCUUUCCUCUAAUUGGAUGUUAGGCACAUGUCUCCAACAGACGACCAAACAUCCUGUUUUUACACCACCGCCUCAAUCUUCAGGACUUUCCAAAGAAGUAUUUGCUAUUUAUUAUUAUAUUUAUUAA